AGGGCAGCAGGAGGAGAAGAGCGGCGGGCAUGGCGGCGCCCGCAGCGUUACAGAGGAGCGUGGUGGCCCCCAUGGGCAGGCACACCGCCUCCCUCAUCUUUCUGCACGGCUCAGGUGAUACUGGCCAAGGAGCAAGAGCAUGGAUAAAACAAAUUUUGAACCAAGACAUGGCUUUCCAACAUAUAAAAGUAAUUUACCCAACAGCUCAUGCCAGGCCGUAUACACCUAUGAAAGGAGCCUAUUCCACUGUAUGGUUUGACAGGUAUAAGAUCUCUAAUGACUGUCCAGAACACAUUGAAAGUAUCGAUUCUAUGUGCAAGAGACUUACGGACUUGAUCAACAAUGAGAUUAAAAGCGGCAUUGCAAAGAAUAGGAUACUAAUAGGAGGCUUUUCAAUGGGAGGUGGAAUGGCAAUGCAUCUAGCAUAUAGGUUUCAUCAAGAUCUGGCAGGAGUCUUUGCUUUGUCUAGUUUUCUCAAUAAAGACUCUGCUGUUUACCAGGCUUUGAAAAGAAAUGAAAAUGUUCUUCCAGAGUUAUUUCAGUGUCAUGGAACUGCUGAUGAUCUAGUUCUCUACUCAUGGGGUGAAGAGACCAACAAGACGUUAAAAUCACUGGGAGUAUCAACAUCACUUCAUACUUUUCCAGAUCUUAAUCAUGAGCUAAGCAGACUUGAAAUAGAAAAACUACAAACUUGGAUUGUAAAGAAAUUACCUGUUGAAGCACCGAAGACAAAUGAAUAAAAGAAGAUGCAGCUUUCAAUUACUUUCUGAUUUGGGGGUUUUUAAGAUCACACAUGGCACGUAUAUGUGUAUCUCAUGUACAUUAUGUAAGCACAGCUUCAGGUAGACACUGUUAAAUCCCUGAAAUUCACUUAAGUGGUGAAACGAUGAUGCUGACUAUUAACACUUGUUUUAUCAUAUGGGGUUUUUUUCUGUUUUCUUGUCCAGUUUUUAAAAAAAACAUGCACAUAAGUUUAUGGAAAAUAAUUGCUGAUAAUAGUAAAACCAUUCCUAAAUAAUCAAACCAGGAAGUAUUGCUUUGAACUUCAUAGAUACCUUUUUUGUGUGUGUCUGUGUUCUAAGAUGAAAACAUACACAGUGCUAUGGUUGUCUUUUUGAUGGCAUUAUAGCAGAAAAGGGCCAGUUACUAAAGCAAUGAACCUUUUCUUGUAGAAAUAAAUACACAUAUUAAAGCUAGUUAACUGAGAGAAACUAUAUUAGCAUCGGGGAAUGAACCUGUAUUAAAGCAGAGUUCUGUGUCACCUCAAAAAAAUUCGCUGAGGUUUGUGUUAUAUUUUUAUGUCAUUAGUAGCUGAGUCUAGUUGUACCACAGGCUCUUGUUACUACCAUUCUCAUUGUUUAGUUACUCAGACACCUAGCUUUAUGUGAGUUGCUUGAGCCCUCUGUGGUUUAUAGUCAAGUUUUAAAAAAAAGUGUCAUCAUGAUUGUUGAGAUCUAUCCUGUUUUUGAAGAAAUCAUUCUUUGGGAGCUGUGCCUUUUGAAACUUAUUUUUGCCAACAGUUUUAUUUUUGGCGAGCAAGUUCACAUUUUUAAAUUGGAAGAUGAGGAUAUUUGACUCCUCCAUGAUUGCUGAAGAGUUGUAAAUAAUGAUUGUGAUAUAAGGAAAACUUGUAUCCCAUUAUUUUAAUGCUCGAUGAUUCAUCUCUGUGUCAGUUUGAUAAAUUAACUCAGAGUAUAAGUAUCUCUUCUUAUGUAAUUUUAAUGCUUUUUUUAAAUUUUCCCUCUAGCCCCAUUUUCUUCUCCCCUAAUUCAGUAAUUUUAUUAGCAUGACAAGGUAUUCAGCCUUUUGCCAAAGUCAAUAGAUCCAAGUCUCUUGCUUAAUCCUCUCCUUCCCCCCUUUUCUUGAAGAGUGGAUCUGGGACACUGCUGUUAGCUCUGUCACAGCAGAUUGCUGCCAGUACUGGCUAUGACUCGAGAAGUGUCGGCCAACUCCAGGGGACAAAGAGUUUUGUUUGAAUCCUCAUGCACCGAGGCCAGCUUUUACCUAUCUUGAAGAAUAAGCAAAGGGCAAAAAAUGUCACUGUUCAAGUACAAGGCAUGUAAUUGGCAGUAGCAAGUAACAACUUCCUGCUGCUAAAAAUAUUUUGCUUUAUUUCAUUUUGCUAGCAUUAGCAAGUCAGCAGUCUGUUCUGAAAAACAGGAUUUUAAAUGGCACAUGAAAAGUCAGCUAUUUGAAACAGUAACUGAACAGCUCUUUUUUUGUGGUGCUCUAGGCUUCCUAAUUACUUCAAAUUAAACUGCAGCAAGUGCUUUCAGAGGCAGCUGAGCUAACAUUGCCUUAGCCCAAUGCUAAUUACAAGCCUUGACAAAUGAAAUUGUAGCAUUUUAGCGAUAAUACAUCAUUUUGAACUUCACACCGUUUGCUGCUCUUCCUGCCGUUCCUGUCGGGAGGCUAUUUGAGCCUCUAAUGCACAGUGGUAAUUCGUUUUGGUGACAAGUGCGUUCAGAUGGAGAAGCAGCAGGCUCCUGGCAAGGUGGCUUUUAACAAGGGCAGAGAAUAGCACAAAACAGUUGAAAUUAACAUCGUGAAGGAAAUAGACAUUAUUACCAAGCCAAACCCAGUUCUUUUGGUUGUUUUUGCGGUCUCGAUAAUUGCAAAUAGUCAGUACAGAGUUUGGUUUUGUUCCCUUGAUAGACCGAGAAGCAAUUACAAAGGUUUGCAUUUCAUGAUCUUCUUAGAAAACAGCAAAGGCCUCAGUUUGCAUGUUUUCUUCCAUGGCUUGUGAGAUGCCAACUAAUUAGAGGAUGCAUUAUGCCGUAAGAUUGGAAAUCUGUUAGGUGUUUGCUGUAAAAGGCUCCCUAAUCUCAGAGUUUUGAGGCCACUUUGGGGACGUUAGAGAACUUCUCAAUUAAUCUGCAAGUAGGUACAGUGAGGACAGUGUGACUCUCCUGACCCCUUUGCUGAGAAUGAUGUGGCUCUGUGUCCCAGAUAGUGCCUAGCUCAAGUUGGACAAAUAGAUUGAAGUUUAUCUCAGAAAAAAAUUGGACUGCUGGUUGGCACUGAGAAGCAGCCAGAGGCAAUAUUAGUCCUUGAGGACAGCAGGCCUGCUGUUAGAUCUCUAGUCAAAUGAAAAAUUUAACAGGCAAAAUUAGCCCAGCUGGUUGACAGCAUGUUUCAGAAGUAAUCCAGAUGGGCUUUUGACUGACUGGGGUUUUUGUUGACCUGGCGUCUUUUUGUGGCCUGGCCCUUUUUUACUAACCUUUAAAAAAAAUUCACUUUCAAAUUGGUACUGGCACACAGAGCAAGGGGUUGUUUUGCUGAAAAGGCAUCCCAGCAAUGUGUGUGAUACUACGGCUCCAGGAUCUACCUCUUGAUUGCUAGGUGGAGUUUGAAGUACUUCAUGGAAUCUUUGAGGAUCGAUAAGAGUUCCCUUUUGACUAACUAGUUGUGUGUUGUUGAGACAGAGUUACAGUAGAGCCUGGAGGUGGGACAUCUUACCGGUUGUAUCUAGAUGUAGAUUAACAGAAUGGAAAAGAAUGCAGCUGUUUUCAUUUAUCCCUAAUCCUUCACUCCUGAUAUCUUUAGAGAUGUUUACAUAUCAUCCAAAGAUAUUGGAGAUAGAUGCCAUAUACUCUUAGGAGGUGCAAACUCAAGGCUCUGUCUCCUCUUUUUCUUUCCUUUUGCAUGAGCUUUUCUCCAUUUCUGUCUUACAGAUUCAAUGAGAAAAACAUGUUUCAAUAUAAAUUCCUGUAUGUACAUCAUUUUGAGGAAUACAUUGCAAAAUUACAGUGCAAAGCAUGGAUCUAAAUCACUUGAGCUAAUGAAGAUAUUAAAACAUAAACUUGAAAGUGGCUGUGUGCUGUGCUAAUACAGAAGAGGCAGGAUCAAUUAGUUGGCAUGUUGUUUAUGUUCCUACUGUAACUCCUUCAAGGUGUUCUAGUUUUUUCUUUCAAAGUGAGAAAUGAGCUUGUCAUUUAAGUAUAAACUUUUAAUACCUUAUAAAAAAUAAAACCAAAAUAACUGAGUAAAUCCAUUCAGAUUGAUGUUACUUUGUUGGAGUUUAGUACUUUUCUGAUGAAAACCACAAUUCAGUAAGCAAAAAAACCCAGUUUAAAUUAAACUUUAACUGUCUUGGGCUCAGUUAGUGUGCUCCAUACUGCUUCAGAAACAAAGCACUAGUGUUUGGACUCUUUUUUUUUUCUUCCUAAUUUUCUGACGUUACACAUUUGUAUUUCAGAUGUGACUAGAUCAUUGCUGUGAACUUCAAUGCCUUCUGAGUAAUUAAUGUGCUAGUACAGACAUAUAAAGCCAGAGAACAAAUGUGAGUAUGGCAGAUAUCAGCCGAUCAAUGUGGGAAGCCAGAAGUCACUGGUAAUGUGAUUUUAAAAUUAAAGAAAGAAGUUCUGUACUUAAAUUAAUCUCCUCUCAUGUUAAAUCUCCAAUUCUAUCUUUUUUUGUAAAUCAUCUUUAAAGCUGUUUAACAAGUCUCUAGAGAUGAAGUCAGCCAAGUGGGUGAAUGGAACUUGUAUUUAUAAAUAUGGAAUCCAGAUGGCAAAACACAGAAAUGGGAACCUAGUGGAUGAUGUCAGAAUGAAAUUUGUUAAGACGUAGCUAGAUGAAAGCACUAGGCAUUUACUUUUCAGCUGACACACGUUCUAGGACAGCUGAGAAAAUUGUUUAGGAGAUCUUAGAACAAAAACCUAUUCCAUGAGUGUUAUAACUUGAAUCAACCUUGAUUUGUGAUGCAGCUGGGUAAAGGUGCUCUAGAGAAAAGAAGUAACACAAUUACCAAUUCAUGUAUUUUCCCACUUUUGUUUGUUUGUUUGUUUUCCAAACUCCUUUCCAUUGUGCGAACCUGGUAUUGCUACUGAGAAGAAACAGCAGCUGUCAGUUGGAUUUUCAGUACCAGAUUGUCUGCUGACAGGUUUCUCUAUACACUGCAAUUGGACUUUGCAGCAUCUUGUUUGUGUCUUAGUUACUAACUGAUCAGUAGCACUCACCCAGCAUGUGGGAAACAAGUGCUUUUCCUCUACGGAGCUGUAAGUGAGAAUAUUUGUCUUUAGCAAUGAGAGCCAGAAGGAAAAGGCAGUGAAUUUCCCGCCCCCAUUUUGUAGUUCAGUGCCUAGUAUUAGCUAAAGAUGUGAGACACCUGGAUUUAAUUCCCCUACCCAUCUGAGCACAUUCAUCUGUGUGCCAGGCCUUAAAAUCCUACCUAUGUAGGUGAUUUAUCUAAUAUCUUUUUAGUAUAGACUGUAUCAUCAGUCAGUAGAAGACAGAGGGUAUUCCAGAUUUUCCUUUGCAUAGGUGAGUACCUGCAAGAGUUAUGCUUUUCCUUUGUCUCUCUCUGUUAAGGAGUAUUUAGCUGUUGAAGUAGACAAGGCGAGGUAUCCUUCAUCAUCCUACUGAUCACUGGUUUGAGUAAUUUCCUGUGAGUGUAGGAUACAGACCUGCAGCCUCUCAGGCAUAGGUAGGAAAUAAGCUUUUGUUCCCUGUGUGGUGAGUGAGCACUGUGUAUACCGAACAGUUAAGAGUUAUUUUAAAAUACUUGAGAAGAGCCAGUAGAGUGGAUCUGGUAAUUCCCCAGGGCACAGCAGUGAGGCUGGCUACCCUACCUGCCAUCAUCCUGAUAGAUUUGGUAGGUUGUAAGUACAGAAAUCCUGUGAGGGCUGGAGGCACUACUUUGUUGAGGAAGUACCCAAAAAUCUUCUGUGUGUGCAUUGUGUAAAUCCGUAGGCUCUCUUGAACAGGCAAGAAGUUGUUUGCUCCUUAUUAAGUUCUCAAAAACAGUUGUGUAAUGAGUGUUAAACAUUAUUCUUGGAUCAUUAAUUGCUAGUGAUGAGGAAAUUAGACUGCUGUGAACGAAGCCAACAAGGCUUUUUAACCUGGGCCUUAAAACAUAGUGAAGACUGUCAAAAUAGACCAGAGAGUAUACUUACAACUUUUCCACUACUUCAUAGGGCCAGCAUUUUGUGGUUGGAGGAUAUUUUGCUCGGGGUUCUUGGAAAGUGCUUUUUUAAAAUGAAAUGCAACAUGAAGGAGUAAUAAUCUAAUACCGUGACGCUCAGAAUAAAACUGUUGAAGAACUAAUUGGUUGCUUGUGAUCUCUUGCUGUAGUUAAGGUCUUUUUCAAUUUAUACUGGCAGACAUC
Molecule: messenger RNA, 6109 nt
Organism: Colius striatus (speckled mousebird)
Lineage: Eukaryota; Metazoa; Chordata; Aves; Coliiformes; Coliidae
Gene: LYPLAL1
Product: lysophospholipase like 1
Exons: 5
Coding region: 30-740 (236 amino acids)
Biological process (GO): protein depalmitoylation
Cellular component (GO): cytoplasm
Molecular function (GO): palmitoyl-(protein) hydrolase activity; carboxylic ester hydrolase activity
Source: RefSeq, a predicted model, not a curated record